AUGUCAAAAAGACCUCAAAUCCAUAUUUUUGUGGGAGCACCCAGCAUUCCAAGCCCGCUGGAGGUGCCAGAGCAAAGUAGUUCAGCACCUGCUGAUGAAAAAUGGAGCGAACUCCACUGUUUAUGUGUUAUACAUAAUCUUUUUUCUGAAAAAGCCGAAGGUGCUGACAAUGUAGUGUUUCAGGCAGAAAGCUCUAUAGUCGCAGCAGUUCCUACAAGUGAUGACAGCUCUCAGCAGUGUAAAGAGGGGAGAUUAACAGUAGCAAAAGAAUAUUUGACAUCUCUUGUACCUGUGGCAGUAACUUGUACCAGCACACUUAAAAAGACUGAAAGUUUAAUUUAUUCUGAUUGUCAAAUAUGUGAAGAUAGAUGCACACAUGCAACUGCAAAUGAGGCUGCAGAUCAGCACCUUCCUCAAAAAUUUGGAAAAUCAGAUAGGCAGGAUAAACAAUGGCAUGGCGGCUGUUCAAACUUCACUGAAAGAAAAGCCGGUCAUUUAGACGUUAACAGCUUUGACAUUUCUGAUUUGGUUGCCAGUACUAAGCAGAUUAGCAUACAUCUAAGGUCUAUGGAACAAGGUGCUCAAUCGGAUCGAAGUGAUCAACAUGAACAUCUAAGUCAAUAUUUGGAUAUGUUUUUCCCCUCAAAUCAAGAAUCAAAACCAAAAGGAGAACCAGGUGAUUAUUCAGACCUUGCAGUGUCAACUGAUACUGAAUUUCGUAGUAUAAUGACUUCAAGUCAGAUGGCUGUUUUUGCACAGGAUCAGAGUGAGCUGCAAAAAACAAUCAUAAAACUAUCGGAAACAGAAGGAGGCAAGAAACCUGACGAAAGGCAAUAUGAUCCCUUCCAAUUUGAUUCUGCUGUUGGAAUAGGUCUUAAUGUUACUGAAAAUGAAUACAAGGAAGAGUAUACAAAUUCCCUUGAACUUUUCAAUUCUGAGGGUGAUGGGAAAAGUGUUUGCUUUGAAGCUACAAAACGAGAAGGAAGGGCUCAGGAAAAUACAGAGAAAUCCCAAGCACUAAUCCAUAUUGAACCAUUGAGCUCAGGAAUACUGUGCUCUCAAGUAGACAGUUCUCAUAAGGGCUCUUCCAAAAGAGCCCGCAAGUGCGAAGAUUCCUUUCAUAUUUUUCACUCAGUGUUUAAAAGACAGCUGAAAUCAAAGAGAGCUAAACUCAGUUCUUCUCCAGCUGGUCCUGGGAUGAGAAUGGAUCAAGAGAGGAUGACAGAUCACAAGAAGCUUCAAAGGAAACUCUCUCUGCUUAAGAAUUGCUGCUGCAAAAAUCAAAAGUACAAUGUUUUGGUCACAAUAGUACACCCUUGUCAUAUCAAAGAAAUACAGGUGAAGACUAGACCAAAAUCUUCAUGUAAAGUUCCUGUAGCAACAAUUGUAGUUAUUGACCAGUCAGAAAUUGAGAGAAAGGUGGUGCUGUGGCGUGGUGCUGCAUUUUGGUCACUCACUGUGUUUCCUGGGGAUGUUGUACUGCUUACAGAUAUAAUAAUGUAUGAGAAUCUUUGGUGUGGAGAAAUCAUGCUACAAUCUACAUUUACCAGUCAGUUACUGAAUCUAGGGAACUGCUCAGCUCUCAAUCCGGAAGAAUUUUAUCCUAUAGUGGAUGGUGGUGUUCUCCAUGGUUUAUUGGCCUACGUAUCAUCAGAAUUUCCGCACUUUGGAGACAUUCCUCGAAUACAAGUUCAGAGACUGGAUAGUGUUCAGUAUGUGCAGCUAGAUCAGCUCCAGCCAAAUACAUUGGUUCAUUCAAUCUUGAAAAUUGUCAACAUUGCCAUAUUAACAGAAUCUGUGUAUAGCUACAGAGGUGGUAACCAAAGAAAAGUUAUUCUAACAGUAGAACAGAGCAGAGAUCAACACUAUAGGAUGGUGCUGUGGGGAGCAGGGGCUGCCUGGUGUCCUCAGCUUCAAAGGAAAAAAGAUCACAUAUGGGACUUUAAAUACCUUCUGGUCCAACAUAGUUCUGUCUCGGGUGACUUUGAACUGCACACAACUCCAUGGUCACUCUGUGAGUGCUUGUUUGAUGAUGACAAAAGGGCAAUUGAAUUUAAAGAAAAGUUUCAGAAUAGCAAAACAUUACUCACAACAAAGCUCUCGGCACAUUUGGAAGAAAAAUGCUCAGGAGUGGUUCAGGUGAAAGCCCGUAUCUUAGAACUGAAGUUUACCAUUUCAACUGGUCAGUACAAGCAACUCAUCUUCCGUGCUGACACUUCACUGGAGUGUGUUUUGGCUUCCCUGCCUAUGAUGACGUAUUCAGGUUGUGCUAAAUGUGGUUUGGAACUACAGGCAGAUGAGAACAUGAUCUACAAGCAAUGUAUUAGAUGUUUGCCAUACAACAAAGUAAAAACAUUCUACAGACCUGCUUUGAUGACAGUAGAAGAUGAAGGAUAUGAAAUUUAUGUUCAUGUGGUGUCCGAGUUGAUGGAAAAAAUCUUCCUUAACAUUCCUGCGGACUGGCUGAACAGAUUAGUAGUGCCCUCUUCGGAUAUAACCUACAGCACAAUAGUAGCAGAUCUGUGUCAUUUACUCCUAACAGAUACGGAAGCAUCCUAUUUAUUGGAAAUUAGGAGCCAUUUUGUGCUAGAUGAAAACAGCUAUCCUUUGCAAAAGGAUUUCCAUCUGCUAAAUUUUUAUCCUGAUCUUUGA
Messenger RNA from Charadrius vociferus (killdeer), 2652 nucleotides. RefSeq names its product family with sequence similarity 35, member A (gene SHLD2). Gene Ontology annotation, cellular component: site of double-strand break; nucleus. The transcript has 8 exons. NCBI's taxonomy places the organism in Eukaryota, Metazoa, Chordata, Aves, Charadriiformes, Charadriidae. Bases 1 to 2652 code for a protein of 883 amino acids. Gene Ontology annotation, biological process: regulation of double-strand break repair via homologous recombination. The record is from RefSeq and is a predicted model, not a curated record.